This is a messenger RNA of Melopsittacus undulatus (budgerigar), 1182 nucleotides long. It is a transcript of the gene HOXA5, whose product is annotated as homeobox A5. Lineage: Eukaryota; Metazoa; Chordata; Aves; Psittaciformes; Psittaculidae. Gene Ontology annotation, cellular component: nucleus. The transcript is spliced from 2 exons. The record is from RefSeq and is a predicted model, not a curated record. The coding region runs from base 61 to 876 and encodes 271 amino acids. Gene Ontology annotation, biological process: regulation of transcription by RNA polymerase II; anterior/posterior pattern specification. Gene Ontology annotation, molecular function: RNA polymerase II cis-regulatory region sequence-specific DNA binding; DNA-binding transcription factor activity, RNA polymerase II-specific.
GUGCUAUAGACGCACAAAACGACCAAGAGCCACAAAUCAAGCACACAUAUCAAAAAACAAAUGAGCUCUUAUUUUGUAAACUCAUUUUGCGGUCGCUAUCCAAAUGGCCCGGACUACCCGUUACAUAAUUAUGGAGAUCACAGCUCGGUGAGCGAGCAAUACAGGGACUCCGGCAGCAUGCACUCCGGCAGGUACGGAUACGGCUACAAUGGCAUGGACCUCAGCGUCGGGCGUUCUGCUUCCACCCACUUUGGUGCCAGUGAGAGACCCCGCAGUUACCCGGCCAACACCACCUCUGCCUCGACAGAGCCCAGGUACAACCAGCCCGCGACGGCUUCCCACUCGCCUCCCCCCGACCCUCUGCCCUGCACCGCCGUGGCCGGUUCGCCUGUCACCAGCGAGAGUCAUCACGGGGUGAAAAACUCCCUCGCCAACUCCACCAGCACUUCGUCCAAUUCCAGCAGCAACACGCACAUCAGCAGGGACGGGGUUGGCACCUCGUCCGGGACUGAGGAAGACACUCCAGCAAGCAGCGAGCAGGCAAGUGCCCCGACCGACCAAAGCACAGCCCAGCCUUCACAGCCCCAGAUCUACCCCUGGAUGCGAAAACUGCACAUAAGUCAUGACAACAUAGGGGGACCAGAAGGGAAAAGGGCUCGGACUGCUUACACCCGCUAUCAGACCUUGGAGCUGGAAAAGGAAUUUCACUUCAAUAGAUACCUGACCCGCAGAAGAAGGAUUGAAAUAGCACAUGCUCUUUGCCUCUCAGAGAGACAAAUAAAGAUCUGGUUCCAAAACAGGAGAAUGAAAUGGAAAAAGGAUAAUAAGCUGAAAAGUAUGAGCAUGGCAGCUGCAGGAGGGGCAUUCCGUCCCUGAGCGUUUGAUCAAUUAAAAGUACUGAGCAGUAUUAGCUGACCCUGCGUCUCAUGUCAGUACUAAGUUGACUUUCUAAAACUUCCUUGUGUUACUUCUGUGAAGAAACCCUGUUCUUGUCGCCCUUAUUCAUCUUUUAAUCAUGAGCCUGUUUAUUACCAUUCUCUCGCGUGUAUAAGUAGAUCUGCUUUUAUCGUACAUUUCUUUGUCUUGAAUGGCUUUGUCUUGAAAAAUAAUAGAUGUUUUAACUUAUUUAUAUGAAGCGAGCUGUGUUACUUGAAGUAACUGUUAAAACAAAACUAAACUAAA